Messenger RNA from Opisthorchis viverrini, 3822 nucleotides. RefSeq lists its product as hypothetical. The transcript is spliced from 17 exons. Gene Ontology annotation, molecular function: nuclear import signal receptor activity; small GTPase binding. The coding region runs from base 1 to 3381 and encodes 1126 amino acids. Gene Ontology annotation, cellular component: cytoplasm; nucleus. Gene Ontology annotation, biological process: protein import into nucleus. Lineage: Eukaryota; Metazoa; Platyhelminthes; Trematoda; Opisthorchiida; Opisthorchiidae. The record is from RefSeq and is a predicted model, not a curated record.
AUGGUGGAUUACUCAGCUUUCCAAAACCUUCUAGUCCAGCUGCAAAGCUCCGACAAUGAAGUCCGAACACAAGCCGAGGCUGCGUACGAUGGCAUACUGGCGUCCACUCGCUUCAGUUUUCUCUUGCAAACCAUCAGCGACAAGAAUGUUUCUGGUCAGUCCCGCCAUAUGGCUGCCAUUCUUGGACGACGUUUGUUGGUGAAUGAUUACACAGUUGCUUUUGAGCAACUACCACCCGAGACAAAGAACGCCGCAAAACAACAGCUUCUUGUAGGUUUGAUCCACGAACCCGAACAGCCAAUGCGCAAAAAGAUGGCUGAUCUUAUUGCAGAGCUAGUCCGAGCCCAAUUCGACGACGAUGGAAAUUCGGAGUGGCCAGAAUUCCUCCCCUUUUUAUUGGAAUGUUCCAACUCCACGGAUAAUGGCUUACGUGAAAUCGCUUGCCACUUGUUUGCUGCUGUUCCAACGGUUUUCGGCAAUCAGCAAGCCUCGAAUCUGCCCUUAAUAGGUCAAUUCCUUGGUCGUGCUAUCGGCGAUCCUGGACACUAUGAGCUCCGAGCGUCUGGAGUGCGAGCACUGACUGCUUUUAUUGUACAAAACGCCACAGAAAAUUCAGCUAUAUCAAGCGCCAUUCAGUCAGAUCCUGAUGAUGAUACCCUAUUAAAGGCUCUGGUGGAUGUCGCGGACGCGGCGCACAAAUAUCUUCGUCCUUAUCUGGCCGCCACCCUGGAUAUCUGCUACAAAAUUCUUCGAAACGAGGAACUUGCUGACCCACAACGCCAUCUAGCACUGGAAGUAAUCAUUACUCUGGCUGAGAACAUUCCUGCUGCGGUCCGAAAAUCCUCCAACGUUAACAUUCCUGCUGCGGUCCGAAAAUCCUCCAACGUUGUGGAGUCUUUGGUUGGUACCCUGCUCAAAAUGAUGACUGAAAUGGAUGAAGAAAGUGAUUGGAACGAGGCAGACACUAUGGAAGAGGAAGAUGAUAGCAGUAACGCCCUCACAGCUGAAGUUGCUUUAGACAGACUGUCGUGUGCCAUGGGCGGCCAGCAUGUCCUCAACGAAAUCAUCCGCACAGUGCCCGGAAUGCUUCAAAAUGCUGAUUGGAAGCAGCGAUAUGCUGGUCUGAUGGCCAUUUCCGCUUGCAGUGAAGGCAGCAGUAAACUAAUGGAGACGAUGCUUGGAUCUGUUCUCGAGGCUGUCGUUCCCCGUCUUGCUGAUCCCCAUCCUCGUGUCCGCUAUGCUGCUUGCAAUUCGGUCGGUCAGAUGGCUUCUGAUUUCGGACCGAAAUUGCAAAAGGCUCACCACACUCUUGUUCUACCAGCCCUUGUCCAGGUGCUUGACGAUGCGGUUCCCCGUGUACAAGCCAAUGCCGGAGCCGCUUUGGUCAACUUUUGCGAGAAAGUUCCUCAGCAUAUUCUCGUGAAUUACCUGGAUGGUCUGGUCAACAAGCUGGAGCAGAUAAUGAACUCCAAAUUCCAGGAAAUGGUUCAACAUGGGCGGAAAUUGGUACUGACUCAGAUUGUCACUACCGUCGCGUCUGUCGCCGAUGCUUCAGAAAAAAAAUUCUUACCAUACUAUGAUCGGUUCAUGCCCAUUCUAAAGUACAUAAUGGAGAACGCUGUUCACAAAGACCUCCGUUUGUUGCGUGGGAAAACCAUUGAAUGUAUCAGUCUUAUCGGACUUGCUGUUGGCAAAGAGAAAUUCAUUCAUGAUGUGGGCCCCGUCAUGAACCUCUUGAUGGCUACUCAGAUUCAGAACGAUACGGAUGCCGCGGGUGAUGACGAUGAUCCUCAGGCCUCCUACAUGAUCAGCGCUUGGGCUCGAAUUUGUAAGCUUCUCGGCCGAGACUUCGAAAGUUACCUGCCCGUGGUUAUGCCUCAAGUAUUGAAGUCAGCUUGUAUCAAGCCGGAAAUUUGUAUUUUGGACAACGACGAGGCUGAUACGGUUGAGUCCGAUGUUGACUGGCAGGUGGUAAAGCUUGGCGAGGACCGCAACUACGCGAUCCGUACGAGUGGUCUGGAAGACAAGGCAACGGCUUGUCAGAUGCUCGUCUGCUAUGCUCGGGAAAUGAAGGAAAGUUUCGCACCCUACUGUCAACAAGUGCUCGAAAUAAUGGUCCCUCUUCUGGAUUUCUAUUUUAAUGACGAAGUGCGGAGUGCGGCAGCAGAAUGUCUCCCUUACCUUUUGGGAAGUCUUAAGGCACGACAACCAGAUGCAGUUGUCCAAGCGUGGACACGUGUACACAAAAGCCUUCUGCGUGCUGUCACAAACGAGCCGGAACGUGAUGUUGUGGCUGAUCACCUGUUGUCGUUAGCUGGUUGCAUAGAAGCCGUGGGCAAAACGUAUAUAACCAACGAACAGCUCACUGAAAUUCGGGGCCUUCUGGAUCACCUGUUCCACGAACAUUUUGAGAAGAGCGAUGAACGUCUGGCCAAGAGGCAGGAUGAAGACUACGACGAAAUUGAAGAGGAACGCCUGCUGACCGAAAAGGAUGAAGAUGAAUAUGUUUUGUCCAAAAUGUGUGAUGUUGUUCAUGCCGUAUUCGUCGUAUUUGGCCAAGAAGCUCUUCCUUUCUUCCAACAAUUGCUUGUUUUCUGUGUCAAACUUCUUGAACCCAACCGACCAUGGUCUGAUCUCCAGUGGGGUAUUUGCUUGUGGGACGAUGUGAUUGAAUUUGGUGGUACACAAAGUUGGCAAUAUCACCAGUUCUUCUUACCCACAUUCGUCCAAGCGGUGCAGCAUCAACAGCCAGAUGUGCGGCAAGCUGCGAUUUACGGUAUCGGUGUCGCUGCAAUCAAUGGUGGACCAGAAUACAAUACCAUUCUUCCUGAUUUUGUUGCUCCCCUGAUCCAGAUUAUUGAGGCUCCGGACUCCAAAUCUGAGGAUAAUAACCUAUGUACGGAGAAUGCAAUCAGCACACUUACAAAAAUCAUGAAGUACCGGCCUGACUGCCUCCCACCGUCUGUCGGUGGAGUAGAUACUCUUUUGCCUCGAUGGCUUGAUUGGCUACCGGUCUGGGACGACGCCGUUGAAACGGAACACGUAUACGGUUACUUAUGUGAUCUCAUCGAAGCCAACAAUAGCAUAAUUCUUGGUCCGGACAACGCGAAUUUACCACGCAUCGUGAAGGCCAUUGCGGAAGCUAUGUCCACUGGUGGUCUUUCCGACGCCACGGAGGACAGUAAACCAAAAUCUGUCCCUGCCUCCGGUGACCACCCGCAACAAAAUGGUUUCCCACCUGAUCAGAAAUUGUCCGCUUAUCAACGAUGUGUAUACAUCCUUCGGCAUAUACAGUCCAAUUCAUCCCUCGUCGAGGCCUGCGUCAGUCAACUGAAUGAUGAACAACGCAAAGCGGUCAGCGUGGCUCUGAUGAACAAGUAGCAAAACAUCACUCUAACAUCGUCCAUCCUUAUCCCACAUGGAUUUCUAUCGCUUUUCUACCGGAUUCUUUCUCACCACCCGUUCUUAUCCGUUGUCGUUGUUGUUUUGUUCACUCCGCGUGACUAAUUUCCUUUCAAUGGAAUCCACCCCUCUUUGCCUGUCGCCCAAUGAUUGCAAACCAUGUACAUUAUCACCCCUUCUCCAUCCCCUUUCGACCUCCUCUGACAAAGCUAUUAACUCACGCUGGUUUCCUUUGUCCCGCCCCCUCCAUUGCUUGAUUUCACCACCGAGGAAACCGAAAUGGAACUGCACCAAAUUCGGUGAUGUUCAACGAACUACCCUCACAUACCCUGCCGUAUGCGUGUAUUCCAGAUGAAAACAGUCUGAUCGUCUAGAAAUCGUUUGGUCGUUAUUUUCUCUCAGAGUAUGAAUAAACGUCAC